GGGGCCACUUCAGUUCAGGCGAUGGAGAAUCCUCUCUUUUUUCUGGGAAGUGUUGGUUCCACAUGGCUGAGCAUGGUGUCCACCAGCUGGGCAGUGGACAUGAUUCUCGCCUUUGUGUCAGGGGUGGUGCUCUUUAUCCUACUGAUCCCUUUCCUUCAGACCAACCCAUCCUUCCCGCCAACUGAGAAAGAGAACAACAGAAAGAACCACAUGGAGAAGAAGGGGCAGAAGAAAAGGAGGAAGAAGAGCUGUCUUCUGAAAGCUUGCAGAGAGUGCCGAAGGGAACUAGAGGAGACUGGGCAUCUAGUUUUACUUCUACAAAGUGGCCUCAAAGGGGGUCUCUGUGAUUGUGCCAUUGUGGGCUUAUCUGGAAAGAUCUUUGGGGUCCUGUAUGGGAAUCUCAAGUAG
Octodon degus (degu) is the source of this 408-nucleotide messenger RNA. It is a transcript of the gene Spata31e1, whose product is annotated as SPATA31 subfamily E member 1. The coding region runs from base 22 to 408 and encodes 128 amino acids. The transcript has 4 exons. NCBI's taxonomy places the organism in Eukaryota, Metazoa, Chordata, Mammalia, Rodentia, Octodontidae. The record is from RefSeq and is a predicted model, not a curated record.